UCUAUGUACAUAAUGGCCUGUAUAUAAGCCCAGAAACUACGAAAAGAUUCACAGAACAUUUUGAAGAGAGCAAACUGUAGAAAAGAAAUCAGUGAAAAAAAAAUUAUUAAAAUGGGAAAACUCAUUUUACUUCUUUGCUUCGCGAUUCUCGCAGUGACUUUGACCACGGCUUGUUUCCAUCUUGGCCAAAUAUGUACAAGUGACGCUGACUGUUGCGUGGGCAUAUGUCACCCAUGUGCAGGCCGUUGCACCGGAGGACCUCCCCCCGGAAUCCCAAUCGGACCGUGUUCACCAAAAGGCCCUCCAGUAUAACCAACUAACAAGGACUGAAUGAUUUACUUGGAUUAUGUUUCAGAGGCCAACAAUUUAAUUUUUUGCUUAAUUUAGAAAAGAAUAUAAUUCAUUAAAUGUAAUUUACACUUACAUUAUGAUUCAAAAUAUAUAUUUGCUUAUUCGUUA
Cataglyphis hispanica is the source of this 459-nucleotide messenger RNA. Its product is annotated as conotoxin Cal6.33-like. Bases 112 to 312 code for a protein of 66 amino acids. The record is from RefSeq and is a predicted model, not a curated record. Lineage: Eukaryota; Metazoa; Arthropoda; Insecta; Hymenoptera; Formicidae. The transcript is spliced from 3 exons.